Molecule: messenger RNA, 537 nt
Organism: Paraphaeosphaeria sporulosa
Lineage: Eukaryota; Fungi; Ascomycota; Dothideomycetes; Pleosporales; Didymosphaeriaceae
Exons: 2
Coding region: 1-537 (178 amino acids)
Biological process (GO): mitochondrial respiratory chain complex I assembly; electron transport chain
Cellular component (GO): mitochondrion
Source: RefSeq, a predicted model, not a curated record
AUGCAGAGAUUCGGCGAGAAGCAAAGGGCGUGCGCGCGCGGGUCAACAGCGUCGUCGAGUGCGCGACACUGCGCCGGCCGCCCACGCCGACUUUUGCCAAGCCAUGUCGAAUGGCCCGUGCUCCUCGUCGAACUGCUGGUGAGCUCCCACUGCGACGUCAACGCGCACCACCACCGCCCACCCUACCGACACAAUGCGGCCCACAGCGUAAGUGCACACUGCCAAUUGCAUGGCGACUGUCCUGUACGCUCUUCCGCCCCCGUGCUGACCCGCCACACCAGUCUCAGAUUCGCGCAACGCCCCUCGAUUACCGGCUUCGACCCCAAGAAGUUCGCGGCUGCCGCUGGAAACGCAAAGGGCGACCCAUGGGCCCGAUAUGAGCAAUGGCGGUACACUGGCCCCUUCACGCGGUGGAACCGCUUCAAGGGCGCCUUCCCUGGCCUCGGCAUUGCGACCGUCGCCUUCGCCGGGUACUGCGUAGUCGAGGCCCUCUUCUUCAAGGACGAGCACCACGGACAUGACGAGGGUCACCAUUGA